AUGUCCACAGGUUCAAUCACAGAAACCAACCGCCUUGCUUUCAACACGUUCGCCAGCCAAUAUGACAUCCUACCCUGGAAUCAACGUCUCACAUCCCAGAUCCGCACGGCAUUGGAAGACCGCAAAGACUGGAUCGGGGCCCGCUUUGUCUCCGAGUCUAACUCAGACCCGAACCGACUUGUCAAGCUCAUCGACUAUGCCUGCGGGACUGGUGCCAUUACCAAGGCGCUAGGUCCCUACGUCAAUAGCGUGAAAGGGAUCGAUAUAUCGGAGCAAAUGGUGGAGCGAUACAACGCCGCGGCCCGUAACUCAGGCCUAGCACCCGAGCAAGCGAGCGCUGUCGUCGGCAAUUUGUGUCUCGAACAAGGCGUUCCGGAGGAAUUGCUUGGGGAAGAGUGGAAUAAUUUCGAUGUUGCCGCUAUCAGCCUGGGUUUCCAUCAUUUCGAGUCGCCCUCACUUGCUCUGAGGCGUUUGGCCGAGCGUUUGAGGCCUGGCAGCGGGGUGUUGGUUAUCGUCGACUUCUUACCGACAGAGACGGACGGCCAUGCUGAGAAAUGCAGCCAUGGACAUAAACACGGAAACGAAGCACAUUCCCCUCAUCAUGGUCAUGGUGCUCAUCAUGCCCAUGGCGCUCAUCACAAGCACCACUCAGAGGGCCCCGCUCACUCUCACUCUCAGUCGGGCUUCACCAGAGAAAGCAUGAAACAAAUGUAUACGGAAGCUGGGGUUGGCGCCGACUUCGAUUUCGUCGUUUUGCCUGAGCCUGCUGUCCUCGGCGAGGCCCCGGACGCGCGAAAACGCAAACUCUUCAUCGCUAAGGGACGUCGAGCGGACUCCAAGCUCUAG
Molecule: messenger RNA, 846 nt
Organism: Westerdykella ornata
Lineage: Eukaryota; Fungi; Ascomycota; Dothideomycetes; Pleosporales; Sporormiaceae
Product: S-adenosyl-L-methionine-dependent methyltransferase
Exons: 2
Coding region: 1-846 (281 amino acids)
Source: RefSeq, a predicted model, not a curated record